This is a messenger RNA of Xyrauchen texanus (razorback sucker), 1304 nucleotides long. RefSeq names its product tubulin-specific chaperone A-like. Gene Ontology annotation, molecular function: beta-tubulin binding. The transcript has 4 exons. Bases 106 to 432 code for a protein of 108 amino acids. Lineage: Eukaryota; Metazoa; Chordata; Actinopteri; Cypriniformes; Catostomidae. Gene Ontology annotation, biological process: tubulin complex assembly; post-chaperonin tubulin folding pathway. The record is from RefSeq and is a predicted model, not a curated record. Gene Ontology annotation, cellular component: microtubule cytoskeleton; cytosol.
UUCUGCUGUGUUGGGGUGUGGACGCCUAACAGGCUAGUUUCAGCAGCUCGUUUCUGCUAUUCUCAACAUAUUUCCCCGUUUUUACUUCAGUAAGAAAAAAGGACAAUGGCGGAUCCAACAAUACGACAGAUAAAAAUCAAGACCGGUGUUGUUAAACGUUUGGCCAAAGAGGAGGUGUUGUACAUAAAGGAGGCAAAGCAGCAGGAAGAAAAGAUCGAGCGUCUCAAGGCGGAGGCUGGAGACGAGUAUGUAAUCAAGAAACAGAUGGAGGUGUUGCAAGAGGCAAGAAUGAUGAUUCCUGACUGUCAUCGUCGUUUAGCUAUGGCCCACGCUGACCUACAACAACUAUUGGAAACAGCAGAAGAAUUGGCUGAAACAGAAGAAUAUAAGGAGGCCAGAACUCUUUUGGAUUCAGUCAAGCUGGAAGGAUGAUGGACACAAAUGCUCUCACACACACACACACACACACACACACACACACACACACACACACACACAUAGAUGCUAACAUACACACUGACAUCCCAAGUGUCCAUUCCAUUUGUUCAAUGUUUCAGAAGCAAAGCAAUAUGUUUACUGUUUGCAUUUCACUGAUUUUUUUAAAUAUUUGUUUAUAUGUAUUGAUUGAUUUAAUAAUCCGCCACUUCCUCACUGGCCUUCUGUUAUAAGUGUUCAAAUUUACACAAUCAUGAAAUAAAGUUGAAUAAUCAUUUCAAAUGCUUCUUUUUCACUAAUGAUAGACUAUUUAUGGAAAUGUACAUUUGUUAUGUUAAUUUAGAACAUUUGUUCUCAAAAUGAAAAAUGCAUGAUUGCAGUCCAUCACAGUAUAAAUGUUCAGUUUCCUUUUCAGUUAAGAGGUUCACCUGCUGUGAACACAGAAAAACCAUGACAGGUCUUUGAUUUUCUGUAAGCUAUUCUUGUUUAUGGAUGCUGCAGGCAUGCACAUUGUUUCAGACUUGUAAUAAGACAAUUGCAAAGUUGAAUUAAUAUCUGAAAUGUUUUCCUUCACCCAAUAUAUAUAUAUAUAUAUAUAUUCUCCUCUCAUAUAGGGCUGCGGUAAUUCAUGCAUAAUGUGAACCUGGACAGAUUUGCAUUCCUGCAUGCAGAGAGGGAGAGAUGUGUAGAAUGAAAGGAAAGUAAGGUAUGAUGAGAAUGUAUUUUCAACUCUGCUGUAAGGACACUGACCUCCGCUGGCCAGAUUCUCUCAUGCAAACAUGAGGCUCUUCUGCAUGUUUAGCCACCUUGGCCUCCUUCCUCCUUAUUUGCUGGAAAAACAUAUAAUAACAUUUUGUGCAAUAAAGCAU